AACAGCGCGUCCACCCUCCCUUCGCUCUGUCCCUCUUGACUUGGUGACAGACCUAAAAGCCUUUUGUUGCAAUCUUAGCCAAUGGAGACGGAUUACGACACCGGGCUGCUGAGAUAUAUAAAGAGCCCCUUUUUGACCGCACUUGCACAUUUUUUUUUCAGUGACACUUCUGCACAUGCACACACCUCCAUGGACUAAAUUGCACAAGGGGACCCCACGGCGACCAUCAUUUUACUGCAAGUGAGCUGGCUAUGCAUUUAUCAAGCAGAUAAUUUACCUUUCAAUCAAAAGAGCCGGUCACAUACUGGAACGCACUUUUUUUUAAAAAAAAAACAACAACUUUGUUUUAAAACCUCCUGCUGCAGAAAAAAAGCAACAAAUUUCGGACUGAUUGUGGAUUAGAUGCAUGUCAAUGAUUCGGAGGCUUUUUUAGGCUGAAACAAGAACCCGAAAGGAUAUAUUGAGGAAUAAAUCAACUAAGAGAGGCGAGAGGGGGAAAAAAAAGUUUCCUCCAUCAUCAUGCCGAGGUACAACUUCAUACCAUGCUUAGUGGCGCUCAUCUUUCUGGGACUGUCAGGGAGCGACGAGCCCAAUCUGCUGCUGCCUCCUGCCAGCGAGACGCCCACGGACGCGGGGCUGUCUCUGCUGGACGAGGACGCUGGCUCCCACGAGUGCUCCGCCUGCGUUUGGAGGGAGCAAAGCAAGGUGCUGCGGCUGGAGACCAUCAAGUCCCAGAUCCUGAGCAAGCUGCGCCUGAAGCAGGCGCCCAACAUCAGCCGGGAGGUGGUCAACCAGCUGCUGCCCAAGGCACCCCCGCUCCAGCAGCUCCUGGACCACCACGACUUCCAGGGAGACGCAUCGGCCCAGGACGAGUUCAUGGAGGAGGACGAGUACCACGCCACGACGGAGUCCGUGAUCACAAUGGCCUCAGAGCCGGAGCCCCUGGUGCAGGUGAACGGGAAGCCCAGCUGCUGCUUCUUCAAGUUCAGCCCUAAACUGAUGUUCACUAAGGUGCUUAAGGCGCAGCUGUGGGUGUACCUGCGACCGCUGCAGCAGACCUCCACCGUCUACCUGCAGAUCCUGCGCUUGAAGCCCGUCACAGAACAGGGCAGCCGCCACAUCCGCAUCCGCUCCCUGAAGAUAGAGCUCAACUCCAGGGCCGGCCACUGGCAAAGUAUUGACUUCAAGCAUGUGUUGCAGAACUGGUUUAAACAGCCCCACACCAACUGGGGAAUUGACAUCAACGCCUUUGAUGAGAGCGGUAAUGACCUGGCUGUUACCUCGCUGCGACCCGGGGAGGAGGGGCUGCAGCCGUUUCUGGAAGUGAAGGUUCUCGAGACCACCAAACGUUCUCGAAGGAACCUCGGUUUGGACUGCGAUGAGCACUCCACCGAGUCUCGCUGCUGUCGCUACCCUCUGACUGUGGACUUCGAGGCGUUUGGCUGGGACUGGAUCAUUGCCCCCAAGCGUUACAAAGCCAACUACUGCUCCGGUCAGUGCGAGUACAUGUUCAUGCAGAAGUAUCCGCACACCCACCUGGUGCAGCACGCCAACCCGCGCGGCUCCGCGGGGCCCUGCUGCACCCCGACCAAGAUGUCCCCCAUCAACAUGCUUUACUUCAACGACAAGCAGCAGAUCAUUCACGGCAAGAUCCCAGGGAUGGUGGUGGAUCGAUGUGGCUGCUCUUAGGCUGCAGAAGGAGACACACGUGCUUAAGUUCAGCCCUCAUGAAACCACCUAAAACCCCUGUGGAGCGCUCCCCUUGGCACCAGAUUUCACUUUCGCUAUGCCACAGAAACAUCCUGCUGGGUUUCCAUUUUUCCAGUAAUUAAUUUGGUUCUAACUGUAUAAAAAAAAGUUAUAAAUGAAAACGAGAAUCAAAAAAAAAGAAGAAAAAGAAAAAAAAAGAACGGACAAUGGAAAUACAGUAUAUAAUGAGUGAUCUGGGUCUGCUUGCGGAGCAGCCUCAGAAAACGGAGAGACAAAACUAUGUUAUAGAGUACAUGUUAGUUUUGCGAUUUUUAUUUUCUAUGGCAUCUUUGUGAAGUGUCCAGGUUAGUGGAAUGUGUUGACAGGUGACAUGAGUAUAUUUCAUCAGGCAGCAUCAGUUUUUAGGGCCGGUUCCAAAACAAUUAACUUUCAGUUACACUUAUUUUUGGGAAAUAUUUUUAUCCAAUUAAAUGCUUGCAAAGAAAGGGGGGGCAUGAUCAUAGUCAUUUUGCAAUUCAUACAUUUUACAACAACUCAGUAGCUACGUAAUAAUAUCAAUAAUAACAAUAUGUAGAGGUUCUACUUGUUGAAAAACUGUUUAGACAAAUCCAAAAUGUUGUUUACAGAUGUUUAGAAAUUUAAAAUCUUGUGGGGAUCUGAAACCAAACCUAUUGUUAACUAUUAUUAAUAGUGGAAGAUCCCAGAUUAAGACUGCCAGAUGGCUUCGAAACAGACUUUUAAAAAUAAAGAAAAUUUAAAAUAAAGUGGGUAAAUUCUGUCCUCCAAAGUAAAUUAGAAAAGUUUCAGCAAAAGUAAAUUAGAAAGAUUUAGCCUAUUACCCUCCUUGAAGUCUAAAAUUAAAAAGGUUAUGUCGAUGUGGUUUUGCAAGGGAACAAAGUACUGUACAGUCCUGGAGGGUUACAAGAGAACAGCAUAAUUUUUCACCACUAGAGUAGAAUAUCACACUCAACUUCCGUUGUUAAAAAAACAGUGACAAGUUUCUUUAUUUAAAGAUGGUUAGAGCUAGAUAUAUAAUCAUACACAAAAAAAUUUACACUAUAACAUAGUUCUGCUUACAGUCCUGGCGAGAAGUUCAUCAUGGGUGUGGAUGUCUUAUCAAUUUGGAUAUUAUAAAUACACAACCACUCUUUUUUAUGAUCAUUAGACACAAAAGUCAGCGCCAAUGUUAGCCAGCUUAAUCUUUUCUAGGACCAGUUUUGAUCUGUGUUAUGGAUUUGAGGUGAAGCUGAAGAACUUGGAGGUUGUCCUCUUCAUCAUUUCAUCCACUUUGUGCAAUGCUCCAGUACAACUUGCACCAAAACAACACUACGGCAUGACGCCACCUCCACCAAGCCUGACCGCCAACUUUUAAGGGCUCACCUUUAAAGCAACGGGGCAACAAUCUAAAACCCGGACCAAAAUUGGUUUAGCAAUAGGCAAAGAAGACUAGCAUGAAGCUUCUGGAAUGGCCUCAACGGCAACUUCAUUAA
This is a messenger RNA of Fundulus heteroclitus (mummichog), 3200 nucleotides long. RefSeq names its product growth/differentiation factor 11. Bases 520 to 1689 code for a protein of 389 amino acids. The transcript is spliced from 3 exons. NCBI's taxonomy places the organism in Eukaryota, Metazoa, Chordata, Actinopteri, Cyprinodontiformes, Fundulidae. The record is from RefSeq and is a predicted model, not a curated record. Gene Ontology annotation, cellular component: extracellular region. Gene Ontology annotation, molecular function: growth factor activity; cytokine activity. Gene Ontology annotation, biological process: SMAD protein signal transduction.